Messenger RNA from Neoarius graeffei (lesser salmon catfish), 2161 nucleotides. RefSeq names its product MAGUK p55 scaffold protein 4b (gene mpp4b). The transcript has 21 exons. The coding region runs from base 1 to 1875 and encodes 624 amino acids. The record is from RefSeq and is a predicted model, not a curated record. Gene Ontology annotation, cellular component: plasma membrane; adherens junction. NCBI's taxonomy places the organism in Eukaryota, Metazoa, Chordata, Actinopteri, Siluriformes, Ariidae. Gene Ontology annotation, molecular function: protein binding.
AUGAAGCCAGCUAUUGAGAACCGAGCCAAAGUGGACCUGCUCAAUGAAGAAGAAGAAGAUCUUGUGCAGAUCUUGCCUUACAUGGUCAAAGAAGUGAGGAACUCCAUUGGCAGGGAGGGAAAUGGGACUGAAGUGCUGCACAGGCUCCUAAACACUCCAUGGCUACAGUCAUUACUCAAGGUUUAUGAAUGUUUGCAGCAAUACCUGAGAAGCUCAGCUUCCCCGUAUCUCUCCGACGCCUUUGGGCUCUCGCUUGAGAUUCUGUCAGAUUUGAGAGCUCUGCUGUAUCCAUCCUAUGAGGCCAGAGAACUUUACCACCUUCUCAUGGACCCUCACAUGCAGGCUCUGCUCUCAGUCCAUGAUGUUGUGGGACUGAAGGACUACGAGCCUGUGUUGCCGCCACUGCCUGAAGACCUGGCCAACAAUGAUGAGGCCAUGAGGAUCGUCUGCAUGGUCAAGAACAACCAACCUCUGGGAGCGACUAUACGGCGAGAUGAAAUGACAGGAGAGAUCUACGUGGCUCGAGUUAUUCAUGGAGGAUUGGCUGACCGCAGUGGUCUCUUGCAUGCCGGAGACAGACUCGUGGAGGUGAACGGACAUCCUGUGUUUGGACUGGAACCAGAGCAAAUAAUAAAAAUACUGGCCAACACGCACGGAACCGUCAUGUUUAAAGUAGUCCCGAUUACUGACAGACCCGUCAACAAUAAGACCACGCUGUUUGUGCGAGCCAUGGUGGACUACAACCCCCUCCAGGACCCUGGCAUCCCAUGCGUGGACGCUGGAAUGGCCUUCAGAAAGGGCAACCUGCUUGAGAUAGUGGACCAGACAGACACCCUCUGGUGGCAGGCGAAGAAACUGCCUUGUAGCUCAACGUGUGCUGGCCUUGUCCCCUCCGCCUGCAUGCUCAAGAGGAAGCUGAAAGAAUUCUGGUGGUCACAGCCACACACCUGCACCAAAACCUUGAGCACAGUGGUUGAAGAGGAUGACAUGAUGGCUAUAGAUAUGUCUGUUGUUGAAACAGAUGAGGAAGCUUUUGAAUCUGAGGAACUAAAGGAGGAUGAGAGCGAGUUUAGCACUAGCAUUGAUGGCGUUUAUCUGGCUGGGUUCCGGAGGAGUCUGCGUGUGUGUCGUCGGCGUAGGGUUCAAGGUGAAGGUUCAGGCCUGAUCCACUGCCCGUGCUGCUCCAGCUCCUUCACCAGCCCAUACGAGGAGGUGGUAAGGUACCAGCGUCACCCAGAGGACACACACCGCCUCAUCGCCCUGAUGGGGCCGUCUGGAGUCGGUGUGAACGAGUUACGGAGGAAACUGAUCGAGAUCAACCCGAGGAUCUUCCAGGGAGCCACACCACACACGACGAGGCCACGGAAGCUGUACGAGGAACCCAGGCAGGAGUAUCAUUUCAUCACCAGGGAUCAGUUUGGGAACAUGGUGUACAACAACAGGUUUGUGGAGUAUGGGGAGUUCAGGGGUCACUUCUACGGCACCAGCGUGGAUGCAGUGAAGGACGUUCUGGCUGCUGGGAAGAUCUGCAUCAUUGACAUUGAACCAUAUGCCAUUGCGUCCGUACGGACUCAUGAGCUGAAAGCGUACAUCAUCUAUAUCAAACCACCUCCUUUCGCCCAAAUGAAACGAACACGGACCAACGCCAAGAUGACUAAUUACUGCACCAGCCGACCGUUUAAGGAUGAGGACUUUUAUGAAAUCAAGGAGGCAGGCUACAGGAUGGAGCAGCAUUAUGGUCAGUUUUUUGAUCAUGUGAUUGUGAACGAUGGCCUGCAGGCAUCCUGUGUGCAGCUGAUGACGGCGGUGAGGAGAGCUCAAGAAGAGCCACAGUGGGUUCCUGUCUCGUGGAUCAGACCGACUGAGGAAAUCUGAAUGUGAACAUGACGUUCUGUUUAGGGUUUUGGCUGUUCUGUAAGACGACGAAAACGCUCAUGAGACGAAUCAGAACAUGGAGCGAAAACGGUGGUGACAAGGCCUGGAGCUGGGACGUGGGAACUUGGGAACCAGAACGUUGUGUGAAUAAACUCUGUAUUUUGUUCAUGAAAUUCACUUUAGGAAAUGUAUUAUAGUGUGUGGUUCUUGUCCUCAUGUCAGAAUAUGAAGGAUCAUCAUUGUACAUCUCCAAAGCCUACAGCCUCAUGUCUUUGUUUUCCUCAAA